This is a messenger RNA of Penicillium atrosanguineum, 1542 nucleotides long. Its product is annotated as putative MFS glucose transporter. The record is from RefSeq and is a predicted model, not a curated record. Gene Ontology annotation, biological process: monosaccharide transmembrane transport. NCBI's taxonomy places the organism in Eukaryota, Fungi, Ascomycota, Eurotiomycetes, Eurotiales, Aspergillaceae. Bases 1 to 1542 code for a protein of 513 amino acids. Gene Ontology annotation, cellular component: membrane. The transcript is spliced from 3 exons. Gene Ontology annotation, molecular function: hexose transmembrane transporter activity.
AUGAAGCAGUUCACGGGUGUUUUGUCGCAGUUCCGCCAAGUUCGGGCGCUUAUCGCUAUUAUCACCGUGACAUUUGGGAGCUCAACCAUCAUGGCGGGUGAUACAACUCAAUCCAGGGUCACGCCAUACCUGAUCUAUCUCGUGUUUGUCACGACCCUAGGCCCUCUGCAAUUUGGUUACCAUCUGGCUGAGCUCAAUGCCCCCCAGGCGGUCGUGACAUGUGAAAAGAAAUCCAUACAUUCGGCUUCUCCCUAUGGCUUGCCGCAAUGUCUCCCUAUGACACCUUCACAAUUCGGUCUGGUCUCCUCGAUCUAUACACUUGGUGGACUAGUUGGGGCUUUGCUGGCAGGGCCCGUGUCAACCAAAUAUGGACGCCGCCUUGCGCUACGAGCAACAACAAUCUUUUUCAUCCUAGGACCCGUGGCUGAGACCCUGGCACCGGCCAUUCCGCUCCUGGCCCUAGGCAGAUUCCUCUCGGGAGUGGGAUCAGGCGCAGCUAUUGUAGUUGGUCCUAUCUAUGUCUCGGAAAUCUCGCCUCCGGAGUCGCGCGGCUUUUUCGGUGCCUUUACACAGGUCAUGACCAAUGUGGGUAUAUUGUUGUCUCAGACACUGGGGUACUUCUGGAGUCGUGACAGUCUAUGGCGGAUUAUUCUUGCCGUGGCUGGCAUUAUUGGAGCACUGGAGCUCCUGGGGCUGCUCAUGGUGCCUGAGAGCCCAGCAUGGCUCAUUGAUAAUCAUCAAGUGAGCCAGGCUCGCAAGGUUCUCCAGCGAAUCCGUGGCCGAGAUGCAGACAUCGGCCCGGAGAUCGAAAUCUGGAGAAACUCGGGCGCAGGUCCUGCAUCAGGAGAAGAAGAGUCUCUUCUUGCUCCGACAGGCAACCAGAUUCCCAAACAGUCCGUCACAAUCACGCAGGCUAUUCGGGAUCCGUACUACCUGCCCGCCAUCAUCGCUGUUGUGGGUGUGAUGAUUGCCCAGCAAUUUACUGGAGUCAACAGCAUCAUUAUGUACAGUGUUUCCCUGCUGCAGAGCAUUCUACCAACCACUGCCUCACUUCUCACCGUGGGCAUCUCGGCAAUCAAUCUUGUCAUUACUCUGGCAUGUUCGCCUUUGCCCGAUCGUAUCGGCCGGAAGACCUGCCUACUGCUUAGUAUCGGAGGCAUGGGCUGCAGCUCCAUACUUCUGGCCUUAGGGAUGCAGUUUGAUCUGAAGAUCGCAUCCGCAAUCGCUGCACUACUGUUCGUCGCUUGUUUUGCUGUGGGACUGGGCCCCGUUCCCUUUAUCCUGGCGUCCGAGCUUGUGGGACCCGAGGCGGUUGGGGCAGCGCAAAGCUGUGCACUGGCGGCCAACUGGACGGCGACAUUUAUCGUGGCCCAGUUCUUCCCCGUGCUUAAUGACUCUCUCGGUGGUCAUGGAAAGGUCUACUGGAUUUUUGCGAUCAUGGCGGGGCUUCUAGGCUGCUUCAUCUACUGGUGGGUGCCGGAAACCAAGGGCAAGGCCAAUGCCGACGAGGUCUGGGGCCGCGUGGAUCGACGCCAGGACUAG